UAAAGGGACACCAUAACUGCAGUCCAGGUUCCGGAGGGAACAGACAGAAUGGUUUCUGCUUGGGAACAACAGAUGCCGUGCUGUAGGAGCUGUGAUUAGGUGCCUGGACUGUGUACCGCUGGACAUGGAGUUCCUCUGUGCUGCCUGUGACAUGGAGGCCCACAAGAGAAACGUCUUCCAUGACAGAGAGGCUGUGUUCCAUGGAUUCCUGGAGCCCAUCCCCCUACAAGUGCUGUGGUGGUGAAUGAAAAUGGCCCGGCUCAGUUUUGUGAACAAAUAUGUCAGCUGCCUGUUCCUGCACCAAGGUCAAUUAGUGAAUGCACUCGUGACCUCACAAUCACUCCAGGGAAGCAUAUUUCUGUGGUCACCAUCAAUGGACGAUACGAUCUCUGCUUGCCUCGGAAAUCUUGUCCCUCCCGCUCUGCAGAACGGACCCCCGAGGUGAAGGACCUGCUUGUUUAUCGGUACUGGCCAGCUAGCAGCAGCUGCCAGACCCUGUACAAGUUUGAUGUCUUCACCUCAUUCGAACAUAUGAAGGUGACGGCACCGGCCAUGUCCAGGCAGGCCUUCCUGAAAAUGUUGGAGCACAGAUCUGUUCAAGCUGGAAGGGCAGGCAGUAUCUGUGCUGAUACAUUUCAGCAAAGCUUUUUUGAGUUUACCUUCUGUCAGUACAUAGAAGAGGAAACGUGCCAGGUCCAUCAUUUUGAGUGUCCAGCAUGUUCUCCAGACAUGUUGGCUGUCUGCUCUGAUGGAAACCCAAAACAUUACCGCUUCAGCAAGUCAAAAGGGACUGAGGAGCCACCCAUAUAUGAGGACGGUACUGCCAAGUUCACCGCUGGCAGAGAGAUAUCCAAAAGACAUGGGUUUCUCUUACGAGGACUAAACCAUUACCGUGGAGAAAUAUUUGCUUACCCAAUGUUUCUUCUCAGAGAGAUGUCAAAGAAGGCAAAUGUUACCUUCUUCUGUGUAGAUGUUACAUGCAGGUACUGGCCCUACCUUAACAACGUAGCAGAGGGGUUACCAGAGCUUCUGCCAUUGACAGAAAUGAGGCCAUUCCUGAGCGUCAUGCAAGCCAAAGCCCAUACAGCAAAAUGCAGUGAGAUGGGGCGGCAGAAGCCAGGAUGGAGCAGGAAACACAGUGGGACAGGAAGUGGAGCAGAGAGAGUCUACACUCCAGGUUGUACUGAAGAGCUAAGGGCUGACAUUGACAACGUCACUGUAACCCUUUUGCGCAAGACGCAAGAUCUGUAUCGUCAGCAUGAUAGCAACCAGGAAGAAAAUGACUGAAAUGAGUUAAAGAAGAAGCUUCGCGAAAAGGUCUCGCAAUACAACACGUAGUGGAAGCAGAUCCGAUUGACGAGGAGUUGGCUUGCAGUCUGACAGAGGGAUACAUCCUACCAUGGCAGAGACAUGAAGAUGCUAUGAUAUGCAACACCUUCAGGUUGGAGAGAUCUAUCUUCGACCAGGUAAUGCUGCUGAAACGCUUGGAGGAGGAGCAGAGCAUCCUGGUAAAGGAGAUGUCUCAGCACAUCAAGUGGAGUCACUCAGAGGACAGACUUUGGAGCGCAUCAAAACCAGCAGUUUCGGUGACCUGACAGAGGACGCGACACAUGGACUCAACAGUGUCCUCAAUCGGAGGGGAGGACAUUGAGCAGUGGGAUGACAAUAGCUUCACCAGCCCCGAGUCUGAGGAAGAAGACACCUAAAGACCACUACCAAACAACACAGAGGAACUGAUUUGUACAGAAAAACUUGCCUUGCCUCUGUUUUAAAUAGCUGUACCAAAGUAUCAACAGGAAAGUUUUGCUAGAAUGUCAAGAUUCUGUAGGUGUUUUAUUUUAUUUAAAAAAAUAGAAGAGAUAAAUAAAUCAAUGUUUUUCUAACAGUUGAACUUGCUGGUUGCAGACCAAAACUGCUUAUUGCUGCUUUAAAUUAUUAAUUGUCGUCAUCGAAUUGUCGUGAAAAUCUAAUGAAGAUUCAAUGGUAAUUUAGAUUAUAUAGUAUAAUUCUAAUGUACUUUGGUAUUUCCAUAAUAUAUGUGGAUUUAUAUUUGUAUUCAAUAUGCAUAUACUACCCAUAUUAUUUUGUAGUUAUUAGUAGUGAAAGCACACUGAAUACCGUCAAAAGUGUGUGCGUGUGGUUGCAUGUAGUCCCAUUUGUAAAAUGCACAUUUUUAUUCCCAUCAAAUAUUUUACAUUGUCAACACACAAUCAGCUUCAAGAUGAGUAACUGCUACAUAAGGUUAGUCCAAAUAGUAUGCUAUGCAAAUUAGGAUAUGGCAUGAUUUCAUAGUUACUCAUGGUACUGUAAUUUAGCACAAGAGGUAGAAAGAUUACUAAUACAAAUGAAGGCAUUUCGAAGCCUGUGAAUAAAAUGGGAAGUUGCUCAUUUAGUUUAAAUUUAUUUAAUAAGAAAUCAUAAAUGAAAUAUUGUCUUCUUCAAUAUUGAGCUAUGUCCCCUAAUAAAGCACUCCAACUGUGUGUGUUAUCAGUGGACUGAACAUUUUGGUAGUUGUUGACUAUAGUUUAGCUUGUCUGACUUAAAAUAUGAUCAACUGUAACUUUUCCAUGGUCUGUUGGCCACAAAACAAUCUAUAUAGGGGUCCUUCAAAUUAAAGAAAUGUUAAGUCUG
This is a messenger RNA of Micropterus dolomieu (smallmouth bass), 2631 nucleotides long. RefSeq lists its product as uncharacterized. Lineage: Eukaryota; Metazoa; Chordata; Actinopteri; Centrarchiformes; Centrarchidae. The record is from RefSeq and is a predicted model, not a curated record. The transcript has 13 exons. Bases 532 to 1287 code for a protein of 251 amino acids.